GAAGAGCUGCAGUGUUUCGCGACGGAGACGGCAUUUCAAAAGGGAACCAAAAAUAUCGAUUACUCUCCGAAUUCUUUUCAGUGUCCAGUGACCGGGGUAAUCCUCGUCGGAUUGCGUGAUAUUCAUUGUAUCUGAUAAAAACCGGGGAGAUUAAGAUGGUGAGAGCAACGUUCGUAAUUCUGUUAGCUGUCGUGGCGGCGACGCAUGGAGCAUUUAAUUGUCCCAACAAAGAUGGUCAAUACGAGGAUCCGAAACAAUGUGACAAAUACUACGAAUGUGCUGACGGCGUUGGAACAGAGAAACUCUGUCCAGAUGGUCUCGUUUUCGACCCACUAAAUCGUAAGGUCAACAAAUGCGAUCACGUGUUUAAUGUGGAUUGUGGGGACCGUCUCGAACUACAACCACCGCAACCGACAAAGAAGUGUCCGCGAAGAAACGGUUUCUUUGCCCAUCCGGAUUCAUCCGUCUGUAACAUCUUUUACAACUGCAUCGAUGGCGAGGCGAUCGAAAUCACGUGUACCACUGGUUUGCACUUCGAUGAGUACAGCGGAACCUGCGUUUGGCCCGACAGCGCAGGUCGCGAGGGUUGUGGAGUUGUAGACAAGAAGUUGAAAGAUGGCUUCGAGUGUCCAAAGGAAAGUCAGGUAGACACUAGAGGAAUGGUCGUUGAUCAUCCUAAGUUUGCUCAUCCAGACGACUGUCAGAAAUUCUACGUUUGCUUGAACGGAGUAACGCCACGCGAACAGGGUUGCAGCGACGGCACCGUUUAUAAUGAAGAACAGCAAAGAUGCGACGCGCCUGAGAAUGUUCCCGGCUGUGAGGAUUGGUAUAAGGAUGACGACAAAAAGCCGUGAAAAGCCUUCAAAAUUAAUAUGUCCCGCAUCGGGAUCUCGACUUCAUCGUGAAAUC
Nomia melanderi (Alkali bee) is the source of this 909-nucleotide messenger RNA. RefSeq names its product protein obstructor-E. Gene Ontology annotation, cellular component: extracellular region. Gene Ontology annotation, molecular function: chitin binding. Lineage: Eukaryota; Metazoa; Arthropoda; Insecta; Hymenoptera; Halictidae. The record is from RefSeq and is a predicted model, not a curated record.